GGAAAUGUAGUCCAGGAGCUCCGACUAGUUGGAGGUAUUUCCGCUUUAGGAGGUUGCGAUUGCAGACUUCGGUUCUCACGGGAGCAGCAGAGAUACAAGAUCUAGAAGACUAGCUCCUUUGUGAGAGUGGAUUCAGGUUCCUCCUGCCUCUGGACCUCACCGAGCCUCGGCUUCCUCGUCUGUUACGUGGGAACAGCAGUCGUGAUCAUCAUCAUUUAUUGAGAACUUUCUAAAAUGCCAGCUGAGGAGAGGCACAGAGGUGGAGGUGAUCAGACCAGCGUCACACCACUUGUAGGACACUAGAUUCUUCACAGGCCUUCCCAAGACUCAGCAAUUCCCGAGGAGGAGGACAAAAUGUCCAAGUUCAAGUUGUUACCCUUCCUCCAGGGACAUUUGUUGCAAGAAUCAGGAGUGUGAUUGAUGUUGUAGGAGGCAGUGACCUUCAACGAUGUGGCCGUGGUCUUCACAGAGGAGGAGAUGGGGCUGCUGGACUUGGCCCAGAGGAAGCUGUACCAGGAAGUGAUGCUGGAGAACUUCCGGAACCUGCUUUCAGUGGGACAUCAAUCCUUCACACCAGAUGUACCAUCCCAGUUAGAAAGAGAAGAAAAGCUGCAAAUGAUAAAGACAGCAGCCCAGAGCUGUUGUUCCUCAGGAAAUCAGAAUCUAAAUGGCAUAGAGACUCUUCGAGAAGUUGGAUUAAGGUAUCUGUCCCACGAAGAGUUUUUCUGCUCAAAAAUCUGGCUACAGGUUACAGAGGAAUUAACCAGGUGUCGAGAUUCCAUGGGAAUUAUUCAAGGAAUUGGCUCUCAAUUGGAAAAACAAGAUAACACACUCUACAAAGAUGAGUUCAGUAAAGACUUCACUCAGAGUUCACAUCUUCAAGUUCAGCACAGAGACUACACUGGAGGAAAACCAUAUAAAGGGGUGGAGUGUGGGAAGGAUUUCACAUGGGGCUCUCACCUUCAAAUGGACCAGACAGCCUCCACAGGAGAGAAGCCCUAUAAAUGUGAAAAAUGUGAAAACACCUUCCGUCGGUUUUCAAGUCUUCAAGCCCAUCAGAGAGUCCACAGUAGAGCAAAACUGAACAAUCAUGAUAUGUCACAUAAAGGUUUUAGUCAGAGGUCGUAUCUUCAUCAACAUCAAACAGUCCCCGCUGGAGAGAAUCCACACAGGUUAGAGGAGUGUGGCAGGAACAUCAGAAAAAGCUCACAUUUUCAGUCUCCUCUGAUAGCCCACCCAUUGGAGAAACCCUAUAAAUGUGAGGAAUGUGGGCUAGGCUUCAGUAAGCGCUCCUAUCUCCAUGUCCAUCAGAGAGUUCACACGGAAAAGAAACUUUAUCCAUGUGAAGAUCUUAAUGUUCAUUGUGGAAUCCACACAGGAGAGAAGCCCUAUAAAUGUGAGAAGUGUGGGAAAGGCUUUGGCUGGGCCUCAAGUCUUCUGGACCAUCAGAGAGGCCAUAGUGGUGAGAAACCCUAUCAAUGCGAUGCAUGCGGAAAGGGCUUUAGUCGUGGCUCAGAUCUUAACAUUCACUUUAGAAUCCAUACAGGAGAGAGACCUUAUAAAUGUGAGGAGUGUGGGAAAGGUUUCAGGCAGGCCUCGCAUAUUCUGGCCCAUCAGAGAGGCCACACUGGAGAAAAACCGUACAAAUGUGGUACAUGUGGGAAGGGCUUCAGCCGGAAUUCACAUCUUAACGUUCAUUCUCGAAUCCACACAGGAGAGAAGCCCCAUAAAUGUGAGAUGUGUGGGAAGGCCUUCAGUCAGUUCUCAAGCCUUCAAGUGCAUCAGAGAGUCCACACUGGAGAGAAACCAUAUCAGUGUGCAGUGUGUGGGAAAGGCUUCAGUGUGGGCUCACAGCUGCAGGCCCAUCAGAGGUGCCAUACUGGAGAGAAACCCUACCACUGUGAGGAGUGUGGGAAAGGCUUCUGUCGGGCCUCAAAAUUUCUGGCUCACCGUGGAGUCCACACAGGAGAGAAACCAUACCAAUGUGAUGUGUGUGGUAAGCGCUUCAGACAGAGAUCAUACCUUCAAGCCCACCAGAGGGUUCACACUGGAGAGAAACCAUAUAAGUGUGAGGAGUGUGGUAAGGUCUUUAGUUGGAGCUCCAAUCUUACAAUUCAUCAGCGACUCCAUGCUGGGGAUGAGAGUGAUAGGGACUUUGCCUCAUCAGAGAAUACAUACAGCAAAGAAUCUCUAUAAAAUUGCAUGUGUUAAUAUCUCACAUGCGUGCUGAAAUAGUCCUGUCAUAGAAAACAAAACAUUUAUCUCCUUGAGAACUUGCAAAGUGUCAUGGUGGUUGGGUGACCACACAGCAGAGAAGUCUCAUGAGUGUAGAGACAGAGAGCUUCAUUCAUAACCUUCACAUUUAGCAGAUAACUACACGGAUGUGAGGCGUGGGAAGGAUGGAUCUGAUCUGGAGGGAACGAAAUGUACUGAGACACAAAUGCUCAAAUCUCUUCCACUAGAACAGAAGCUCCCGGAAGGCAUGGACUUUGUUUCCAGCAAGUCCACUUUGCCUUUUCAAUGCCUACCACACUGCAGGUGUCGAGCAAUGUUAAAUGAGUGAAAGGGAGAACAGUCACUUUUGAAAUUUUUAUUCAGUUCCUCUCUAAAAUUUUCUAUAAACUUGUAAACAGAGGAAUUUCCCAAGGAUUGGAGGAUUACAUUAGACACUUGGGAUCAUCUUCCCAACCCUGCAGGUCUUGUGAACUAGUGCUUAUCAAACUGAAGGUGAUAACCUAUUAGUGAGUCCAGAAUCACCAGGUUGUGUAUGGCCAGCAAUUUUGUAUUUUAACAGUUCCUUAUUGAGAUGUAAUUUGCAUGCAAGCACAUGCAUAAAUCUCACGUUUACAGCUUCAUGAAUUUUGACAAAUGUAUCUACUUGUGUAAUCACGAAAAUCAAUAUAUUCCACAUUUCUAUUAAACCUGAAUGUUUCCUUGUGUACCAUUCUUGUCAGUUCCGCCUCCAGUGGCAGCAAGUAUGAUAAUUUCUAUAUGGUGUAUUAACUAGAUCUGUCUGACGAUACUUGUGUAUCAACACAGGUUUCCUUUAUUUUGGUAAAUACUUAGGAAUGGGAUUGUUGGGUUGUAAGAGUGUCUAAAUUUGUGGAAAACAGGUGUUAUCUAAAGUGGAUAUGUCAUUUUGCACUCCCACCACCAGUGCAUAUCAAGGUUUUAUUUUUUAGCAUUUCAGUAGUUUUAUUGUGGUUUCUCAUAUUGGUCUUAAUUUACAUUUCCCUAAUGACUAAAAAGCCACUUGAUGAAAGUGAAAGAGGAGAGUGAAAAAGUUGGCUUAAAGCUCAACGUUCAGAAAACUAAGAUCAUGGCAUCUGGUCCCAUCACUUCAUGGGAAAUCGAUGGGGAAACAGUGUCAGACUUUAUUUUUUAGGCUCCAAAAUCACUGCAGAUGGUGAUUGCAGCCAUGAAAUUAAAAGACGCUUACUCUUUGGAAGGAAAGUUAUGACCAACCUAGAUAGAACAUUAAAAAGCAGAGACAUUACUUUGCCAACAAAGGUCCAUCUGGUCAAGGCUAUGGUUUUUCCCGUGGUCAUUGUACGGAUGUGAGAGUUGGACUGUGAAGAAAGCUGAGCGCCGAAAAGUUAAUGCUUUUGAACCGUGGUGUUGGAGAAGACACUUGAGGGUCCCUUGGACUGCAAGGACAUCCAACCAGUUCAUCCUAAAGGAGAUCAGUCCUGGGUGUUCACUGGAAGGACUGAUGCUGAAGCUGAAACUCCAAUACUUUGGCCACCUCAUGCAAAGAGAGUUGACUCAUUGGAAAAGACCCUGGUGCUGGGAGGGAUUGGGGGCAGGAGGAGAAGGGGACGACAGAGGAUGAGAUGGGUGGAUGGCAUCACCGACUCGAUGGACAUGAGUUUGAGUAGACUCCAGGAGUUGAUGAUGGACAUGGAGGCCUGGCGUGCUGCGAUUCAUGGGGUCGCAAAAAGUCGGACACGACUGAGUGACUGAACUGAACUGAAUGACUAAGUUGAACAUCUUUAUACAUGAAAGUUUCAUAACCAUAGACCUAUUUUCUUUGGUGAACUGUUUUCUUGUUCUUUAUUUUUGAGUUCUUUAUAUGUUCUGGACACUUGUCCUUUGUCAGUUUUGUGUUUUGCAGAUAUUUUGUCACUGUGGUUUUUGUUUUUGCCCCAUUAGCAGUAUUUUUUACAGAACAUUUAAGUUUUUAAAAUUUUUUAUGAACUUCA
Molecule: messenger RNA, 4202 nt
Organism: Dama dama (fallow deer)
Lineage: Eukaryota; Metazoa; Chordata; Mammalia; Artiodactyla; Cervidae
Product: zinc finger protein 45-like
Exons: 7
Coding region: 478-2196 (572 amino acids)
Biological process (GO): regulation of transcription by RNA polymerase II
Cellular component (GO): nucleus
Molecular function (GO): RNA polymerase II transcription regulatory region sequence-specific DNA binding; DNA-binding transcription factor activity, RNA polymerase II-specific
Source: RefSeq, a predicted model, not a curated record